Messenger RNA from Penicillium concentricum, 2709 nucleotides. RefSeq lists its product as uncharacterized. The record is from RefSeq and is a predicted model, not a curated record. The coding region runs from base 1 to 2709 and encodes 902 amino acids. The transcript has a single exon. NCBI's taxonomy places the organism in Eukaryota, Fungi, Ascomycota, Eurotiomycetes, Eurotiales, Aspergillaceae.
AUGGCUCAUUUUCUGCUCGGACGUAAGAAGCCGACUGAUAUGGAGAAAGCAAAGGAAAAUCUCAUAAAACGAUAUGAUGGCGAUAACCAUCGAUCAUCAGGAAUGCGAUUCCAGCGGCCUUCUGCUGCCAGCUUGGAAACAAUCGAGAAUCGCAUGCAGGAGCUGAAUGAUGGCCAUGGGUACGGCAAGAAAACGUAUCUGAAUCCUGAUGGAGAUGGAAGUCACGAAAAAUAUAUCGAUCUGGAUACAUACUACAGCACAAACAAAGGAUAUCCACGUCGACUUGUCGUGCAGGCGGCUUCAAAAAUAAUCCAUGAUAAGACUGAUCAUCGCCAUCGUCCCUGGGGGCGACGCCGCAUUCGUGGGAGAGUCCCAUUCGUCAUCACCCUGGCCGAACUUUGCUUGAACCCAUUUGGUUUUUACCGUUUCGAUAGUGUUCGAGUCGACAAAUACGAGGAAGAGGAUGAGAAGCAGCAAAAUUCGGUGUUGAAAAUCACCAAACAAAUCCCGUACUGGAUCCUGUCGGCUCUGCUCACUUUGUCAAUAUCAAUCCCGCACUGGAUCACAUCAAUUCUGCUCACCUUGACACUAUCUUGGAUCAUUCCACUUGUCCUCUCUUUGGAUAUUUGUACCGCCCCGUGGGAUGAUGACGGCUCAGCUGAUCGCUACGACAAGUAUGAGAAUGUUUACUGGCGCUGGCCGAAACACGCAAUCAAUGUGCUGGAUCAGUCCCCCAAUAAUGAUCGACCGCAGUCAAAUAUUGACAGUCUUACGAUUCCUCGCCGCUUGGUGGUGAAAGACCAAAUUACCAACCAGUGGGCUCCCAAGGAGACCGACCUCAUUCGUGAUAAAAAGACCGGCAUGCUACAACCCUAUAUUUUCUUAAGUUUUUCUCGGGCCAAUUAUUUUCCCAAAUCAGACGAAGAAUUACGAAAGAUGUUCUAUAAAGUGGCUGAACGCAUGCUUCACCACGAGAACAACGACAGAGACCCGCUGGACCCUCCGCUGGAAGCAUUCUGGCUGGACCUCGAUUGCGUUUCGGGCGAUCAGAAUAUACCAGCCAAUGAUGUCCAAUCACCAUGCACUCGAGAUGUCAACACGAUUAGCGAUGCGGUACGCUGUGCGAAGCGAGUAUAUAUAGUCCUCCCCACUGAAAUUCCGCGUGACAAAGAGAUAUGGGGAGAACGGAUGUGGACAUUUCCGGAAGUCCUCCUCGCUUCGGAUAAACUCCGAUACUGCUUCACCCAUUCUACUUCUAUGGCUCCGUUCACGCCGCAUGAAGUCACAUUGACCGACAUGUAUAAUAGCUUCUGGCCUGGGCCGACGCCCUCCAGCCCUCGUUUGAAUGGUGAAACGAAACACGAAGACGCCAUAGGCCACCUCAUCAAGCAUUAUACCAAUAGUGUACAGCUGAGCGAGCUGCAAUUGUUCACUUUUGCUGUUCAAGCCAUGGCGACACAGGCAACUGGCAUCAACAUCAAGGGGUACACGACCAAGGAUAUGGCCUACGCUGCGAUGGGGCUUUUCUCAUAUCGACUUACCCCCAAUGAUUCCGAUACCGCCUUUCAGGCCAUUGCGCGACUAUCCCUCGUGAACGAUAGCAAUCAAUUGCUUGAGCGUCUCCUCUGUCUGUCGCCGAAACCAGGAAAGUCCCCCGUGGGGAGGCCACCUGGAUCGGAUCCAGCUGGCAGUGAGACGAUUCUUCACAACAUCGCAGAUGAAGAUCAAUACGGUACUCACCUUUGGGACAUCAAGCCGCUCAUUGAUGUGGUUGGCGUUGGCGACGAUUUACAUGAGCCCACGGUCAUCGUAGAUCGCUGCCGGGGCAUCCCCAUCCGAUGGAAGGACUUCCCGAGAUUGAGGUAUACCAAAGACCUCAGUGGGACGAGUGCUAGCAUCUCAAAUGCAGUCGUGUAUCGCAGUAAAGCGUUCAUGCUGAGUGGCUUUUCUCUCUUCGCGUCUGCGAUUGCGCUUUCGCUUGCACUCAUUGAUUUCAAAGGGAACGAAACUGAGGCGACAAGAAAUGUUUUGGAGGUUCUCGAGACCAGAGUUAUUGCUUAUUACCUAAUUGCUAUUGCUCUGUACUUCGGAGUCGCCUUGGUUAUCUCCUGGUUCAGUCCUUGGGCGGUACGAAAGCUCUGCAGCGAUAGCGUCGAGGGAUGCUCCAGCCAUCUUGUCGGAUUCGAAGGCACGAUGGAAUUGCAUGAACUUGAGAAAAUCAUCUACGGUAAUUUCAAUAAUCGCCUAUCGUAUACGGCCUCGUCGACUGUCUUCUCUAAGAACCUCCGUCACUAUGAGCUCCGAAUGAGCACAGAACGCGAUGAGGGCUAUUGGGAGAAAGAAUUUAAAGACCUGGGACUUCCCAACAGGCACCGCCUCUUCACUCUCGUGGACACGGGCAAUAUGACUGUGUCGGUGAUUUCCGCCGAGCGACCACCUGUCGUAGCCUUGAUGUGCGGGCGGGAAGGCGGCAUGCUCCGGGUAUUGUUGUGCAGCUGGCGCUUUGAAAAGAACUGUCUGUAUCGUGAAAGUGUUAUCCGCAUGCGCAGCUCCAUUGAAGACCAGGCUACACAAAACGACUGGUUGAAAAUCAGCUUGGCGAGCCAGGGCGAUGCCAACCGUACCGGGGUGGAACACCUCAAGGCAGAAGCCGAAACGAGGCAGACAGCUACCUUUAACCCUUCUCCUCCUCGUCCGCGGAAGGACUGA